This is a messenger RNA of Mollisia scopiformis, 1588 nucleotides long. RefSeq names its product triacylglycerol lipase-like protein. The transcript is spliced from 5 exons. The coding region runs from base 70 to 1527 and encodes 485 amino acids. Lineage: Eukaryota; Fungi; Ascomycota; Leotiomycetes; Helotiales; Mollisiaceae. The record is from RefSeq and is a predicted model, not a curated record. Gene Ontology annotation, molecular function: carboxylic ester hydrolase activity.
GUUGUUGACCUUGGAUAUUCUCAAUACCAAGGGGUAACAUUGAGCUCAGGUGUCAGCCAGUAUCUUGGCAUGAGAUUUGCAGCUCCCCCGACUGGCAAUCUAAGAUUCAGAGCGCCUGUGCAAGCUUUGUCAACUAUUGGUGUGCAAAACGCUACAAAUUUUCAACCAAUUUGUCUUGGUAUCAGUGCAACAAUAUCCUCUUCAGAGGCCGAAGAUUGCCUCUUUGUCAACGUGUGGGGCCCGGCGAAAGCGACAUCUGCUUCCAAGUUGCCCGUCUGGGUGUACAUACAAGGCGGAGGAUAUGUCACUAAUUCAAAUGCGAACUAUAAUGGUUCUACAGUGGUGGCCGCCUCAGACCAGAAUAUUGUCUUUGUCAACUUCAACUAUCGAGUCUCAGCUUGGGGCUUCCUAGCUAGCGAGGAAGUGAGAGCUGAUGGAGAUCUGAAUGCUGGCCUUCUUGAUCAGAGAUUUGCGCUACAAUGGGUGCAAGACCACAUCGAGCAGUUUGGAGGAGAUCCCUCCCAUGUUGUGAUUCAUGGAGUUUCAGCUGGUGCCGGUUCAGUUGCAUUACACCUAACUGCAUAUGGUGGCCGCAAUGAUAAUCUCUUUGUUGGCGCUAUUGCUGAAUCUCCAUUCUUCCCAACUCAACCCCAAGUCCCAGAGCUUGAAUGGCAAUUUGAAACAUACGCCGACGCUGCAGGUUGCGGUAAUGCAACUGAUCCACUUACCUGUUUGAGAUCCAAAGAUACGGCAAUUCUUCAAGCCGCCAACGUCCCAGCGCCUUACCCCGGUCGCAGUAGUGCUCCCCUUUUCUACUUCACGCCCACUGUCGAUGGGGACUUCAUCAGAGAUUAUCCUUAUCGCCUAAUCGAACAAGAAAAGCUUGUAAAAGUACCACUUAUGGUUGGAGAUGACACAAACGAAGGCUCAGGCUUCGCAGCCAAUGCAUCUUCCCCCCCCGACGUGGCAACAUUCUUCCAGAACAACUACCCACUCCUAACAACCAACGACACAGACGCAAUCAACACCCAAUAUCCCCUCAUGCCUCCUCUCCCCAAACACGCAGCAUACUUUCCCUCCGCAUCUGCUGCAUAUGGAGACUCAACAUUCACCUGUCCAGGCAACCUCCUCGCGUCUUCAUUCUCCACCUACAACACACCCUACCAAGUGUGGAACUACCGCUACAACGUCCUCCAAGCAAACAACGUCGCCGCAGGCCUAGGCGUCCCCCACACGUUCGAGUCCCCAGCGAUCUUUGGUGUAGGCAAUGCAGGCGAUAACCCGAAUUCGAGUUAUGCUACUUACAACGCGGAUAUUGUCCCUGUGUUGAUGAAUUAUUGGAUUAGUUUUGCGAGAGAUCUGAGUCCGAAUAGGUAUAAGUUUGCAGAGGCACCGCAUUGGGAAAGUUUUGGGAAUGGAAGGAGGAUUUUGUUGCAGACUAACGGCACGGUGAUGGAGACUGUUCCUGAAGAGCUGGUGCAGAAGUGUGAGUUCUGGAAGGGGUUGGCGGUCACCAUGGAGCAGUGACGUGACUUGAGUGGAACAAAAUGGUGAAGCCACAUGGGGAUGCGAAGACGGAGUUUCAAGG